Propithecus coquereli (Coquerel's sifaka) is the source of this 2743-nucleotide messenger RNA. It is a transcript of the gene CDS2, whose product is annotated as CDP-diacylglycerol synthase (phosphatidate cytidylyltransferase) 2. Bases 268 to 1605 code for a protein of 445 amino acids. Gene Ontology annotation, molecular function: phosphatidate cytidylyltransferase activity. The transcript has 13 exons. The record is from RefSeq and is a predicted model, not a curated record. Gene Ontology annotation, cellular component: endoplasmic reticulum membrane. NCBI's taxonomy places the organism in Eukaryota, Metazoa, Chordata, Mammalia, Primates, Indriidae.
GCCCGCCUCCCGGGAGGGGGAGCUAGCGGGCCCGGGCUAGGGACUGUCGACCGCUCGGCCAGGGUGAAAGGGCGGUGGCGAAGCGGGGCGGGGCCGAGCUCCCGGGCUGGCUGCCGGGCUGCGGAGGGGCCUGCGAGCCGCUGCAGAGCCGCGCGGCGCUCGGGCGGGGCGCGGCCGGUCGAAGGAGUCCGAGCGUUCUAGCGUCGAGCUGUCUCCCCCGGCGGCUGCGCUGCUAGCCUGCGGCGACGUCGGCUCGGAGUCUCCAACAUGACCGAGCUGAGGCAGAGGGUGGCCCACGAGCCGGAUGCACCGCCCGAGGACAAGGAGUCAGAGUCAGAAGCCAAGUUAGAUGGAGAGACUGCAUCGGACAGUGAGAGCCGGGCAGAACCUGCUCCCCCGCCAGCCUCUGCAGAUGAUACCCCGGAGGUCCUCAACAGAGCCCUUUCCAACUUGUCUUCAAGAUGGAAGAACUGGUGGGUGAGAGGCAUCCUGACUUUGGCCAUGAUUGCAUUUUUCUUCAUCAUCAUUUACCUGGGACCAAUGGUUUUAAUGAUAAUCGUGAUGUGUGUUCAGAUUAAGUGUUUCCAUGAGAUAAUCACGAUUGGCUACAACGUCUACCACUCCUAUGACUUGCCGUGGUUCAGGACCCUCAGCUGGUACUUUCUACUGUGUGUAAACUAUUUCUUCUAUGGUGAGACAGUGACAGAUUACUUCUUCACCUUGGUCCAGAGAGAGGAGCCUUUGCGGAUUCUCAGUAAAUACCACCGCUUCAUUUCCUUUACUCUCUAUCUAACAGGAUUCUGCAUGUUUGUACUGAGUCUGGUCAAGAAGCAUUAUCGACUGCAGUUCUACAUGUUUGGCUGGACCCACGUAACGUUGCUGAUUGUUGUAACCCAGUCACAUCUCGUUAUCCACAACUUGUUUGAAGGAAUGAUCUGGUUCAUUGUCCCCAUUUCUUGCGUGAUCUGUAAUGACAUCAUGGCCUAUAUGUUUGGCUUUUUCUUUGGUCGGACUCCACUCAUCAAGCUCUCCCCGAAGAAGACUUGGGAAGGCUUCAUUGGGGGCUUUUUUGCCACUGUGGUGUUUGGCCUUCUGCUGUCCUAUGUGAUGUCCGGGUACAGAUGCUUCGUUUGCCCCGUGGAGUACAACAACGACACCAACAGCUUCACUGUGGACUGUGAGCCCUCGGACCUGUUUCGCCUGCAGGAGUACAACAUUCCUGGGGUGAUCCAGUCGGUCGUUGGCUGGAAAACGGUCCGGAUGUACCCCUUCCAGAUUCACAGUGUCGCCCUCUCCACCUUCGCCUCGCUCAUCGGCCCCUUUGGAGGGUUCUUCGCAAGUGGAUUCAAACGAGCCUUUAAAAUCAAAGACUUUGCCAAUACCAUUCCUGGCCACGGAGGCAUCAUGGAUCGCUUUGACUGCCAGUAUCUGAUGGCCACCUUCGUCAAUGUGUACAUCGCCAGUUUUAUCAGGGGCCCUAAUCCAAGCAAACUGAUUCAGCAGUUCCUGACCUUGAGGCCAGAUCAACAGCUCCACAUCUUCAACACGCUCCGGUCUCACCUGAUUGACAAGGGGAUGCUGACAGCUGCCACUGAGGACGCGUAGGGGCCACCCAGGGCUGGGAGAGCAGGAGCAGGACUGAGCGAGGGGCAGGUCUCCAAGGCAAGCCCUGCUGGUGUGACUCAGACAAUGACAAGGCUUCAACUCACUGUCUUUUUUUUUUUUUUUUUUUGGUAGGGUAUUUUUUAUUUGUGGAUUCAAAAAAUCUGUAUAUACAGUCUAUGUUUAUGAUUUGGGUUGUGAGUAAGCUAUAGCUUUGAGUUGGAAAGAAGUCAUGGGGGUAAAAACCGUUUGAGUUUUUUAAACAAACACAAGUAUUUAACAAUCCAGAAGACAAUGUUGCCCAGCUCAGAGUGUGUCUGCUUGGUGGUUCAAGCCCCCAUCAGUGGAACUGUUUCUGGGCUCAGACAAAGACAGGCAUCUGUGUCUGACCAGUUCAGGGGGCUUCCUUACCUGUGUCGGGGGGCGUGGCUUGGAUGUCUUUGCUGUACUGGAGAGCUUUCACCUGGUCUUUUCUAGCAAUCUCUGCUCGGAACCAUGGGAGGUUGCCUUCUGUGGGACGGAAGGAUGGAUGCUUAUUAAGAGAGAAGCAUUCCGUCCCCAUGGAAAUCCUGCAAAAUGUAAAGAAGCUCUGCUUCGUAGUAUGGUUUUACCUUACUUCAUCACAGACUGAAAGAAAGUUUCAGUUUUUAUUUUUUUCAGAAAGCACGAGAAAUUAUUUAUAAUAGUCUGGAGAAAAAACACACUGUACUAUUUCAAGUGUAUGCAGUAGAAUGUACUGUAACUGAGCCCUUUCCCACAUGUUUUCGGCUCGAGUGUCUCCUGUAGGGCAGUCCGGCUAACCGUGUCUUUUUCAGGGACGACGCCAUCACAUUUGUGCUGUAGACCUGCUGCUGCUGAAUCCUUCCCGGGGCUUUCCCAUCAGGCAGGGAGCGGAGGGCUUCUCAUUCGCGCACCCUUUGCCUAAACACCCACGUAGCUGCUGUGUCGUGUAUAUUUUCCUCUUAAGGGUGUAUGUAUCUGUUUGUUUUUAAAAGUCACUCAUUUCUUACAGUGAUUUUAGUUGCACCAUGACUUUUCACUGAAACCACAAAGUCCUGCUUAAAACUAUGGAAAACGUAACCUGAUUAGAGGCUUGACUAUUUUGAAGAUUAAAUGCACACUUUUUAUAUAUAUAAUGUGA